Molecule: messenger RNA, 1488 nt
Organism: Penicillium odoratum
Lineage: Eukaryota; Fungi; Ascomycota; Eurotiomycetes; Eurotiales; Aspergillaceae
Product: arylsulfotransferase family protein
Exons: 3
Coding region: 1-1488 (495 amino acids)
Source: RefSeq, a predicted model, not a curated record
AUGGGUUACUUGCAAAAGUUGUUGUCGGCAUUGGCAGUUCUCACAUCCUUUGCUGCUGCUGAUGGCCAAUAUCGGUCACGUAGUGACCUCGCGCCACCAAAAUUGAACAUCACCAUUCCUGCCUCGGACGCCAAUGGUACUGAAUACGUCUUUGUUACCCCUUAUGCGGGUACCCUCCAGCAACCGGCAGCAUACAUUUAUCGCAAAAAUGGGGAUCUGAUUUGGUCUAGCAUUGGCUACUAUGCUGGAUUCGUCGCCAACCUCCAUCCUACCACGUACCAUGGAGAGACCGUCCUCCAGGCUUACCAAGGUACCAUCGAUGAAACUCACGGUGAAGGCUGGGGUCAAUUCGUUCUGUUAAACAAAAAUUACAAACAUGUGGUCACAGCCAAGGCAGCAAAUCAUCGCAUUCCCUCUAUUCAUGAGUUCAAUGUGAUUAAUGGCAAAACGGCCCUUAUUGAGAUUUAUAUUCCCACCCUCGCCAAUCUGUCGGCCUAUGGAGGGAACUCUUCUCAGCAGUGGAUUGGAAAUGGGCUUUUCCAAGAGUUUGAUAUUAGUACUGGCGAGUUAAUAUUCGAGUGGAAUGCGUUGGACCACAUUGAUCCUGCAUACAGUUUAGUGACACUGGAUUCUUCGACAGUCUACAGCGGCCUGUCUUCUGCGGAAUCCUGGGAUUUCAUUCAUAUCAACAGCGUCGAUAAGAAUGAAGAAGGUGAUUACCUUGUCUCCUCUCGUCACCUAAGCACCAUCUUCAAGAUCAAUGGCACCGAUGGGUCCAUUAUAUGGCGUCUGGGGGGUAAUUCAUCCACUUUCUCACACGGCUUUACCUUCGGUUUCCAGCACUAUGCCCGCUGGGUGUCUCAGUCUACAGAUAACGAGGUCGAAGUGAUUUCAUUUUUUGACAACUCUGGUGACGGAACCAUUACCUUCAAUAAUGUCUCUCGAGCUCUGGUUGUACAACUAAACAAAACAGACGACACUGCCACCAUACUACGGAAGGCUACUGCUCCAUAUAGCCUGCAAGCGGCUUCUCAGGGUAAUGCCCAGCUGCUCGCUAAUGGGAAUUUAUUUGUUGGGUGGGGUUCUGCCGGCGCUUACUCGGAGUUUAACACCGAGAACGAGGUGAUAUACCAUGCUUUCAUCGAAGACGGUAUCAGCUAUCGUGCCUUUGCUGCCAAUUGGACUGGUAUCUCGACUGAAACACCCGCCAUCAGUGCUUUCACGGAUGAGACUGCCAAUGCUACCCAUUUGUUUGUUUCAUGGAAUGGCGACACCGAAACCCAGAGCUGGAGGUUUUUUGCUGCGGAUGGAGACGCUAGCUCACUUGUCGCUGACGUGAGCCGGGUCUCUUUUGAGACUUCGUUUGUGUGGAACAAGAUUGACCAUUCGGCUACCUUUUAUGUUGAAGCGAUUGGAUAUGAUGGCGAUGUUCUAGGAAAGGCUGGCCCUAUCACGGCAUCCAAGUGGGUCGCGCUUGAUUCUGCUUGA